AUGUCGAGCGGAGCUGCUCAUUCCGCCCUCACUGAGGAGGAUGUUAUGAAGCUUUUGGCUACUCAGGCCCAUUUGGGAUCCACCAACUUGAACUUCCAAAUGCAACAAUACGUCUACAAGAGACGUUUUGAUGGACCAAACAUCAUCAACGUCAAGAAGACCUGGGAGAAGCUACUUCUUGCCGCCCGUGCUAUCGCCGCUGUUGAGAAUCCAGCUGACGUCGUCGUAGUUUCGGCCAGACCAUAUGCCCAGCGUGCUCUUCUUAAGUUCGCUGCUCAUACUGGAGCUACCGCCAUCUUCGGACGUUUCUCUCCAGGAUGUCUUACCAACCAAAUCCAAAAGACUUUCAAGGAGCCAAGACUUCUCGCUGUCACUGAGGCUUCGUACGUCGGAGUUCCAGUCAUCUCUUUCGUCAACACCGAGUCCCCACUCAAGUUGAUCGAUAUCGGUGUUCCAUGCAACAACAAGGGAGAACGCUCCAUUGGACUUAUGUGGUGGAUGCUCGCUCGCGAGAUCCUUAUCCUCCGUGGAAAGAUUUCUCGUCAAACCGGAUUCGUUCUUGACGGAAAAGAGAUUAUGCCAGAUCUCUACUUCUACCGUGACCCAACUGAGACCGAGAAGGAGGAAACCGGAGCCCACGCCGAGGUUACUGAAACCCAAGAGUUCCAACAAGCCACCGACAUUGACUUCACUGCUCAAGGAGGAAAGGUUGAGGAUUGGGCCGCUGAGACAGCUACCUGGACUGCCGAAGGAAAGACCGACGAGUGGGCUAGCGCAGCCCCAGCCCAGUCUAGCUGGUAA
This is a messenger RNA of Caenorhabditis remanei, 801 nucleotides long. RefSeq lists its product as uncharacterized. Bases 1 to 801 code for a protein of 266 amino acids. The record is from RefSeq and is a predicted model, not a curated record. NCBI's taxonomy places the organism in Eukaryota, Metazoa, Nematoda, Chromadorea, Rhabditida, Rhabditidae. Gene Ontology annotation, biological process: ribosomal small subunit assembly; cytoplasmic translation. Gene Ontology annotation, cellular component: ribosome; 90S preribosome; cytosolic small ribosomal subunit. Gene Ontology annotation, molecular function: structural constituent of ribosome. The transcript is spliced from 4 exons.